Molecule: messenger RNA, 1009 nt
Organism: Mugil cephalus (flathead mullet)
Lineage: Eukaryota; Metazoa; Chordata; Actinopteri; Mugiliformes; Mugilidae
Gene: c1d
Product: C1D nuclear receptor corepressor
Exons: 5
Coding region: 119-595 (158 amino acids)
Biological process (GO): regulation of gene expression; maturation of 5.8S rRNA
Cellular component (GO): nucleolus; exosome (RNase complex)
Molecular function (GO): DNA binding; RNA binding
Source: RefSeq, a predicted model, not a curated record
GGCUAAAACGUGCUAAAGAGGUAAAUAUAUCAACUUUGCCGUUUAAUAUUGUUUGUUGUCACUUCCAUUUAGCACGUAGCCCUAUUAACUUAGUAAAACGUCCAUUCAUUCGUAGUUAAUGGGCGAAAUGGCAGCGGGAAGCAGUACAGAGGAUUAUCCUCAAGAGAUAGAUGAACAGCUUACAUGCUUCGACUCCUCUGUCACUUCAAUCAAAACCAUGUUGGACAAGUUGAUGUCGAUGUCCAAAAAUGACCUGCUGGAAAAGCUGGAUCCUUUGGAUCAAGCCAAGCUGGACCUCAUGUCUGCCUACACCCUUAAUUCAUUAUUCUGGAUGUAUUUGGUAACACAAGGAGUAAAUCCAAGAGAACAUGGAAUCAAACAGGAGUUGGAGAGAAUAAGGACAUACAUGAACAGAGUGAAGGAAAUCACUGACAAGAAGAAGGCUGCCCGUCUGGAUAAGGGUGCUGCUUCACGCUUUCUUAGGAAUGCUCUUUAUGAUCCAGAAGACAAAGAUUCUGCUAAGAAAGCAGCUUCCAAAAAAGCAGCAAACACACCGUCUGACUCCCCUCAUUCAAAGCGUCCAAAACUGAACUGAAGGAGGAUCUGUACAGUUUGGCCUUAUUGCGUUGUGCACCACUUUUCACAGACGAUGAACACUGAAGGAAAUGUUUUGGUCACAAGGUAAAUUCUAAAGCUAAGGCUGACUGAUGGACUAUCAUACAAGAAAACACGAGAGAGCAAAAUACACAUUGCUGUUCACUCGAGUUGAUCUCCAGCAAUGGAAACAGAAAGGUUAUUGUCAGCACUUCAUUCCAGGCUGUGCUGAACCAAUUUCUGGAUGCUGAAGCAGGCAGAUUUAAUACAGAUUUAAUACAUAACAUGCUGAAUUUUAUAAUGAUUCUAUGAAUCACAAGUUGUUUGUUUGUAUUUUUUUUACACAUGUGCCAUGUUUUAAAUACUGCGAUACAUUGCUUUUUGGAUUCUGUUCAGCAUAAAAAUACUAGUCAGA